Perkinsus marinus ATCC 50983 is the source of this 156-nucleotide messenger RNA. RefSeq lists its product as hypothetical. The coding region runs from base 1 to 156 and encodes 51 amino acids. Lineage: Eukaryota; Perkinsozoa; Perkinsida; Perkinsidae. The record is from RefSeq and is a predicted model, not a curated record. The transcript has 2 exons.
AUGAACUAUACCGCUGAAUUCUCCAAAGUUCGUGACGAACUCAAAAAAGGAGACAACAAGAAGGAUUGGAGAGCCGCUUUCAACGCCCUUGAUUACACUUUCCUCGGGCAGAAGGUAGUCUCGUUUCGAGGGCUUUGGGAUCGUCUUUACCCCUAA